Molecule: messenger RNA, 1761 nt
Organism: Penicillium lagena
Lineage: Eukaryota; Fungi; Ascomycota; Eurotiomycetes; Eurotiales; Aspergillaceae
Exons: 1
Coding region: 1-1761 (586 amino acids)
Biological process (GO): dephosphorylation
Molecular function (GO): phosphatase activity
Source: RefSeq, a predicted model, not a curated record
AUGUUGACGAAUCGGCCCAUCUUCCUCACCACCGCCGCGUUGAUCCUACAGGUAUCUGCAUUGGCUGCAGCGCAGGACUCUUCCGAGAAGAUAUGGGGGGUCUUCUCCUACACGCUCUACGGAGACAGCACCCCCAAGGCACUGGCGUCGCCCGGAGCACGAGUCCUGACCGAGUACGGCGCCAGCGCACUCUACACCGCAGGAUCGGCCUUCCGUGCCCGAUAUGUGGAAUAUGGAAUGUCCAAUGCUGCAGGAACGGGGAUCCAAAACAUCGAACCGAAUAUGUUGGACUCGCUGGAAGUCAACGCCUUCUCUACGCCUGAGCAAUUUGUCCUUGCAUCCGCCCAGGCCUUCAUGCAGGGUCUCUACCCACCGCUUGGUCAAUCGUUGGGUUCGCCAUACUCUGAUCUGACGUCGCAACUGUCCAAUGGGUCUCAGUCCGCGUACCCGCUCAAUGGAUAUCAGUAUCCGCUAAUCGUCACAAUGGAUUCGGAAGAUCCGCACUCUCUGGCACUGGCUGGUCAGGCGAAGUGCCCCAUGCACCAAGCUUCAGACAACGACUAUCUGCAUACCGCUGAGGCAUUCGAACUGACAGAGUGGUUCGCACCGUUUUAUAUGAAUGUGUGGAGAAGGGCCAUGUCUGAGGUAUAUGAUAUAAACUCCGCCUCGUACCCGAAUGCCGUGGAGAUUGGCGAGUACCUCGAGUACGAGGCUGUGCACAACGACACUCUGAUGGAAGCGAUCAAUGUGGGAGAUGUCGCGCUUGCGCGAUGGCUGGCAGACCAAUACAUCUGGGCCACGAACAGCCAAACCUCUUCCUCAUCUGAAUUGCAAUCCAACGUGACGUCCAUCGCUGGUCAGACGCUGGCUUCGAGCAUCUUGCAAGCAUUCGAUACCAACAUCCAAAGCCAGGGCAGCGAGCAGAUGAUGACCAUGCUGUUCGGCGGCGACGAGCCGGCCGUUGCUCUGGCGUCUCUACUGGGACUGGCAACUGAACAACAAGCCAACUUCUUCUCCCGGCCUGUCCGAGGCGGGUCGCUCGUCUUUGAGCUGUACAGCUACGACGACAGCGACGUCCCGUCAUAUCCAAACAGUGAGGGCCUGUUUGUGCGGUUCUUCCUGCACAAUGGCACCAGCAACGACACCGUGUGGAGGUCCUAUCCGCUCUUCGGACACGGCCCGAGCCGGGACUUCAUUCCUUACAACGAGUUCCGCGAGGAAAUUGAGACGUUUGCCGUGGACUCAACCCAGCAGUGGUGUACCCUGUGCAAGUCGGAGUCUAUCUUUUGCAAGGGUGUUCUGGGCGACUCGACGCAGAAGAAACGCAUGGCUCCCGCCGUGGCUGGCGUGAUCGGUGCGGUCAUCACGCUGGUUGCUAUCGGUCUGCUGACGGUGAUCGGCCUGCUUGCGUGUGGUGUGCAUUUCCGCAAGCGCGGAGAGGGCGGCCAGAGGUCGAGUCUGGGAGGCUUCAAGGGUACUAACAAGCUGGCCAGCGAUACGGACGUCACCUUCCGCCACCCUAUAUGGGGCACCUCAAAGACGGCCGAUGAACAUGCGAAUGGUGAAAUGACGGCCGGUGGAUUUAUCGUCCAGGGCCAUGAGCGGCUCGGAAGCUGGGAGAUGGGCCAGCAGAGCAAGGAAAUCGAGAACAUUCACUCGAUGGGUCAGCCACAUCCCCGCUCUGCUUUUGAUGAGGAGAAUGACGAGGAAUGGAGGAUCCAUAGUAGCCUGAAGCCAGUCAAAGUGCGAGAGAGUAUCUGA